Molecule: messenger RNA, 4073 nt
Organism: Vanessa atalanta (red admiral)
Lineage: Eukaryota; Metazoa; Arthropoda; Insecta; Lepidoptera; Nymphalidae
Gene: Wdfy2
Product: WD repeat and FYVE domain-containing protein 2
Exons: 9
Coding region: 75-1331 (418 amino acids)
Molecular function (GO): protein binding; metal ion binding
Source: RefSeq, a predicted model, not a curated record
UAUUAUGACGUUUUCGUUUUCGUUUUAGUAAGCAGUGACGAAUAAGUGUUUAUUUGCCAUUUAAAAUCCAAAAUAUGGCUGCUGAAAUAAAACCUGCGCCUAGGACACCCAAUGACAGAUUUUCAACCACCAAAAAACCAGCUCUUCUAAGCAAAUUGGAAGGUUGUACUGACGACGUCAACGCUGCAGUUGUGAUUCCUGGCGAGGACGGAGUUAUUAGUGUUUGCGAUGAUAAGACAGUUCGAGUAUGGUUAAAGAGGGAUUCAGGACAGUAUUGGCCUAGUAUCUGUCAGUACAUGCCAUCAGGCUGUACAUCAAUGUUCUACACACCCGAAACCCGCCAGCUAUUUAUUGGUCAAGAAAAUGGAACUAUUUCUGAGUUUACACUGGCUACUGAUUGCAAUAGGAUAAAUCCUACGCGAGAAUACCUAGCACACACCGCACGCGUCACUGCUGUGGUGUUUUCUCUGAGCUGUGAGUGGGUUCUCUCAGUGAGUCGAGAUAAACUAUUUUCCUACCACUGCAGUGAGACUGGUCGCAGGAUUGGUGGUUACUCCUUUGAGGCGUGGUGCACUGCCUUACAAUUUGAUUCUCAAUCAAAAUAUGCAUUUAUCGGAGAUUACAGCGGGCAGAUAACAAUGUUAAAAUUAGAUAAUAAUGGUGCAACCCUAGUCACGACAUUAAAAGGACACACUGGUUCUGUGCGGGUUUUGAACUGGGCUCCUAUACCGCAGUUACUGUUUAGUGGUUCCUUUGAUCAAACAAUUAUUGUUUGGGAUAUUGGCGGCCAGAAAGGGACAGCAUAUGAACUUCAAGGUCAUAGCAACAAGGUGACGGGGCUGUGGUACGUGGGCGGCUGCACGCGCCUGGUGUCGUGCGGCGAGGACGGCGCGCUGGGCGUGUGGGAGAUGGGCGUGGCGCGGCGCGAGACGCCGGCGUGGCGCGAGGCCGACCUGUGCCAGCUGUGCCGCGCGCCCUUCAUCUGGAACGUGCGCGCCAUGAUGGAGAAGAAGCAGCUCGGUCUCCGCCAGCACCACUGCCGCUGGUGCGGCGCGGCGGUGUGCGGCGCGUGCUCCCCGCACCGCCUGCCGCUGCCCGUCAUGGGCUUCGAGUUCCCGCAGCGCGUCUGCGCCGCCUGCUACGACACGCUGCGCCAUGAGCCUCGCGAGUCGCUGGCGUCGUUCCACGACAUGAAGCACGCCGUGGCGUCGCUGUUCGUGGACGAGGCCACGGGCCGCAUGUGCACGGCGGGCAAGGAUCGCGUUAUCAAGGUAUGGGAUAUCAGUGUGCUGCUUGCGCCUGCGCCGAAACCGGGUACCAGCGACCAGUAGUCGUAAACGAACUUCGUGCGACGUCCAGCGAGUUCGAGAUUCGUUCAACUACACCACGUUGUAGCAAGUGUCUAACGAUAAAAUGAUAAACCGUGUAGAUUCGAAAUAUACAGAAUCGAAAAAAAAAUUGGAGUAAAUAUAUCCAGAUUAUUAAUUUAUUUCUAAGUUAAAAGAUGUUUUAUCUGUAUUAAUAUGUAUUGUAAAAACGUUCUUAUUGAUCUAUAAAUUUAUUCAUUCGAAAUUAGUAUAAUUUCAUAAAUAUAUUUAUGACAGAUCUGAAGCCGAUCGAAGAAAUAGAAAUUGAAUUGAGGUAUAGGAGCGAAUUAAUUGCCUGCAUUUUAUCUAUAUUUUUUAUGAAAAGAAAGAGAAAAGAUUAAAGAAAUUUAAAUAAUUCAAUUUAACAUAUUUGUAUGGAUACUUUAAUUACUAUAUAAUAUUUAAUAUUUUUAAUAACACGAGCUGCAUAGAAUUUAUUGUAAUUUUUUGUCUGUGACUGACCUUACUGAAUUCAAUACAUGUCUAUUUUAUGGGCUAUUUAAAAUAUUAAAAAUCAAAAUAAACCACGUAGCAGUGAAUUAAAAAUCUUGAUUGUGGUUGUAAAUAAAUAGUGAUAAAUUUAAUCAAUUCUUUACCGGGAGUUUCUUAUUAGAAAAUAUCGUACGCUAGUAAAGUCGAAUUGGAAACUGGAACAUUCUAGAUAUUCAACUGGAAAAUGCUAUUUUGAAUUAUUUUUUUCUUUAUUUAGCUAACGCGGUAUGUCACUGACUGAAUAUAAAUUAUACUGAUAUUAUAAAGAAGUAAAAACCGGGGUGGGUCGCUAGUAAAUAGACUAAAUAGUCAUUCCAACUGUCUAUAUAAUAAAACCUCCGUAGCAAAUCUUUUGUUCUAGUUAAUAGAAAAAAAACAUCUCAUUUAUUAGUAGAGUAUUUUAUUAAUCAUUUCGAUAUUAUAUAUUCAGAUCUGUCGAUAUAUAUAAUUUUAUGUGAAAGAGCUGCUAUAUGCCAAAAUAAUUUGGGUAGUUGAAUGACAUUUCAGCAAAUUAGUAAACGAAGAGUUUCGCUUGAAAAAAAAUGUAUAAUCUACGAACAAUUGAUGUUUUCAUAUAUUUAUUACUAUUUACAUUAGUAGAAUAUAAUGUUAAUGGUCCAACGAAUGUUUUCAGUGAAAUUUAGUUUCUCCAGCUAUUUAAAUGUAAGACUGAAUCUUUCAGAAUAAUAAUUUAUAAUGAGAUCUUGGAUACUAGGCGUGUAUGUAACUUAUUAGAUUAGGUUAUACAGUAAAUAAAUAAAACAUUAAUAAAUUUAAAUUGCCUUCGACAUUUUGUUUAGAUGUACGAAAAAUAAAUUUCGACGUGGUUGUUAAAAGUUACAAAUACAGGGUGUUCUUAAGAGUUAAUUUUAAGAAUUAGUCAAUCUUCGAAAGAUUAUUUGGUAAUUUAUUAUGAUUUAUAUAUUUUAAAGUUAAAAACACCCUGUAAAUAAUAAAACAUUGGGUUAGAAAUAUUGAAUAAAAGACAUUUUAUUAGCCAUUGUAUUAUUAAUAAUAAUAAUAUCGAUACAGAUAAAAAAAUUGAAUGAAAAAAACAUACGUUACAAUUAUAAAUGUGUUCAUUGAAUCAGUUUAAUCUGUGUCUCGGACACGUUUUUAGACCAAAUAAAAUAUGGUCUCUUACUAGAAUUAUUUAUUGAUGUAAGUAUGUAAUAGAUUAUUUUCUUAUAUAUUAUUAAACAAUGCAAAAAAUAUAAUAUUUUUAAAAUUUUAUAAACUCGGCUGCGGAAAGCCCUAAUGCUUAUUAUUGGGCGAUUAUAAAUUUAUAUUAUUUCAUUAAAAAAAUGAGCGACAAUGUUAUUGUAAUUGUAAAAUUUUUAAUAUUUCUUUAUUAAUAGAAUUUGUGUAACUAAGGUUUAAAGUAUUAUAUGUUAUAUAACACUUAAAAUGUCUUUACAGCCUUGAUUUUUUUUUAUUUAAUUCACAUAAUUAGGAUCACUUUUGGAUUUUCAUUAUUUUUUUAAAUUGUAUUACACCUUGUGUGUAUAUUAUUAUGUAUAACCAAAGUACCAAAAUGCAUUUUAAAUGUACCCACAGAUUUCGUUUUCAAUUUAAAUAAUAGAAUAUCUCAACUUUUUAAUUAAAUAUUUAAAAUUCGAACUCGAGGAAUUUAAGAAAAUCUGUGGUUACAUUUCGAAUGCUGCAUUUCUUCGAGAAAAUUCCCGAAAGUAUCAAAGUAGUGUUUGUCGGAAACAAUUAUGUCUACGAUAUUUAUAUUAAAUGAGUCCCGAUUUAGUAAUAGUUUCGAAUGAGUAUCAAUUUUUUAUUCAGGAUUUUACCAUAGAAUUGUGUGAGUGUUCUCGAUUAUAUAUUUCGUCUCGUUACAUUUUUUUUAAUUGAUCACUUAAAGUAUUGAACUUCUAUUAUUUUUUUUUAAUUAAAUAAUUUUGGUUCGAGUUAAAAAAAGUAGGUACUAUAGUUUUCCCUUAAAUUGUUGGUCUUAGUUUUAACAGACUAUAAAUUACAAAGAACCAACCAGCAUACAACAUCAACUAAACGUGUUGUAUAUUUUAAUAAAAAAAUCAACAAUGCGCGGCAUUCACAAGUUUGUGUGUAACGUGUUAUUAAAUUAAUAAUAGUAAUAUUUGAAACGUUUACUUACUACGUUUAUAUGUAAUUGAAAACAAUUUCCGGAGCGGAGCCAAUGAUUAAUUAAAUUUGUAUAAAAAAUAUAUAUAUAUUAUUAAUCGAUUU